This is a messenger RNA of Astyanax mexicanus (Mexican tetra), 9146 nucleotides long. RefSeq names its product sorting nexin 13 (gene snx13). Gene Ontology annotation, biological process: positive regulation of GTPase activity. NCBI's taxonomy places the organism in Eukaryota, Metazoa, Chordata, Actinopteri, Characiformes, Acestrorhamphidae. The transcript is spliced from 26 exons. Gene Ontology annotation, cellular component: early endosome. Gene Ontology annotation, molecular function: phosphatidylinositol binding. Bases 141 to 3146 code for a protein of 1001 amino acids. The record is from RefSeq and is a predicted model, not a curated record.
UUUUGUAGAGGUUUCAGCAUGAUGCCGUGUUCUUCGAAAGCUUAAUUAAGCACUGCGGUUAUGUCUGUACAUGAGACGAGUUGCACAGGGUCGCCCGAACAUGAGAAGCGAUUGUGAUUGAUACUCUUGGCUCGUGUACAAUGGGGAACCUGGUUACAGUGACCUCCUACAGAGCCUCUGACGGAGACUGGGAUUAUGUUUACCUGCAUCCGUGCCUGCAAUGUGACCCGUUUGGGGCUCUGCUCAAUUUGAAACAGGCCAGUCUGUCCAUCUGGGGAUGGGGGGGUCUGGGAGUCGUGCUCUUCCUCAUCACAUUCGGACCUUUUGCUAUCUUUUACCUGGCGUUUUAUAUCUUCUGUUUUGUUGGCGGGGGCUUUGCCGUCACCCUUUUGUUUGGAAAGACAAACUCAGAGAAACACCUAGAGAAGUGCGAACACUCCUAUCUGCCUCCCACACCAACUGGCAUAGCAAAGACUUUAGAAGAGCUGAAGCAAGAAACCAAGCAAAUAAAGAUCGACCGGCGCCUGACGGGAUCCAACAUCAUCGACGAGCCGCUGCAGCAGGUGAUCCAGUUUGCGCUGAGGGACUAUAUCCAGUACUGGUAUUACACCCUGAGUGAGGACGAGUCCUUCCUGCUGGAAAUCAGGCAGACGGUGCAGAAUGCUCUCGUCCAGUUCUCCACAAGGUCUAAAGAGGUGGACUGGCAGCCUUAUUUCACCACAAGACUGGUGGACGAUUUCGCCACCCACCUCCGCGUCUUCAGAAAGGCCCAGGAGAGACUAAACGAGAGAGACGACCUCAAACAGCGUGACGCCCCUGAGGAGCUGUUGGAUGCGUUCUUCGAGGCGGAGGUGGAGAUGGAGAGGAAAAUCUGCAGGGACAUGGUGUGUACCUCCCACAAGGACGAGGAAGGUUUCCUGCGGGAUCUGUGUGAGGUGCUGCUGUAUCUGUUACUACCUCCUGGAGACUUCCACAACAAGAACAUGAGAUACUUCCUCAGGGAAAUUUUGGCGAGAGGAGUUCUGCUACCACUGAUUAACCAACUGAGUGAUCCAGAUUAUAUCAAUCAGUUUGUCAUCUGGAUGAUCCGGGACUCCAGCUGCAACUACGAAGCCUUCAUGAACAUCCUCAAGCUGACCGACAAGCCGGCCGAACUGGAGGCCGUCAAAGACAAAGUGCUGGAGGAGCUCCAGUACCUCCGCUCAUUAGAUACAGCGGGAGACGAUAUUAAUGUGAUCAAGAAUCAAAUCAACAGUUUACUGUUUGUGAAAAAAGUCUGCGAAACAAGAAUACAAAGGCUACAAUCAGGGAAGGAAGUUGAUGCUUUGAAGCUUGCAGCCAAUUUUGGGAAGUUGUGUAUAAUCCCACUGGAUCAUAUCCUGGUGCAUAAUAUAGCUCUGCAGUUCUUUAUGGACUACAUGCAGCACAUGGGGGGUCAGGCGGACCUGUUCUUCUGGCUGACUGUGGAAGGAUACCGGGUAACAGCACAGCAGCAGCUGGAGGUCAUGCAGAGCUGGCAGAAGGACGGCAAGAAGCAGAGCAGCCAGACUAAAGGCCUGCUGAAAGCUGCUGCUCUGGGUGUUUAUGAGCAGUACCUCUCUGAAAAGGCUUCUCCCAGAGUGCAGGUGGAUGAAGCUUCUCUGAACAGACUGGCGGAGAAACUCAACAAAGAGGAUCCAACUCCAGAGAUAUUUGAUGACAUCCAGAGAAAGGUUUACGAUAUGAUGUUGAGGGACGAGCGGUUCUACCCGUCCUUUCGGCAGCAUCCUCUGUAUGUGCGCAUGCUGGCAGAGCUGGACAUGCUGAAGGAGCCCAGCUACCGAGGCUCAGAUGAUGGAGACGGAGAGUCCUUCAAUGGAUCCCCAACUGGGAGUAUUAAUUUGUCAUUGGAUGACCUCACUAAUGCUGCCAUGGAUGAGUCCCUACAGCUACAUGCUUUUAUCUCUGAUACUGUAGCUGAUGCUUCUCUAAACCAAAUUCCUGUGCCAGGCGUGUGUAACGACCACGGGAAGACUUACGCUCUCUACGCCAUCACCGUCUUCCGCAAGAACCCGGACGGCAGCGAGGACACGUGGAAGACCUACCGCCGCUACAGCGACUUCCACGACUUCCACAUGCGCAUCACAGAGCAGUUUGAGAACCUCAACUCGAUAUUAAAACUUCCCGGGAAGAAAACGUUCAACAACAUGGACAGGGACUUCUUGGAGAAGAGGAAAAAGGACCUCAAUGCUUACCUGCAGCUUCUUUUAAAUCCAGAGAUGGUGAAAGCUUGCCCCAGCCUCCUGCCAUAUAUCCACGAUUUCCUGGAGAACAAGGCUUACAGCAAGGGCAAGGGUGACUUUGCGCGAAAGAUGGACACGUUUGUGAAUCCUCUGCGCAGCUCCAUGCGGAACGUGUCGAAUGCUGUGAAGUCUUUUCCCGACAGUCUGGCAGAAGGAAUGACCAAAAUGUCAGAUAACAUGGGCCGCAUGUCCGAGAGGCUGGGUCAGGACAUCAAACAGUCCAUAUUCAAGGUGCCGCCCAUGCUUCCGAAGUCAGACAUCGACCCCGAGCACUGCAGAGUUUCCGCCCAGCUGGACGACAAUGUGGAUGAUAACAUCCCGCUGCGUGUGAUGCUGCUGCUGAUGGACGAGGUGUUUGACCUGAAGGAGAGGAACCAGUGGCUGCGGAGGAACAUCAAGAAUCUUCUGCAGCAGCUCAUCAGAGCAACCUAUGGAGACACCAUCAACAGGAAAAUUGUGGAUCAUGUAGACUUCAUGACUUCUCCUGAACAAGUAGCCGACUAUGUAAAGAGAUUUAGAGAUUCCUACUGGCCAAACGGGAUCCUGGCGGAGACGCCGCCUCGCAGAGACAAGAGCAUCCGCAUGAGAACCAGAGUAGCAGCCAAGACCAACCUCCUGGGAAUCAUGCCAGACGAGCUGAAGCACAUCAUCGGGGCGGACACCACGCGCAAGGGCAUCCUGCGGGUCUUCGAAAUGUUCCAGCACCAGCAGCUGAACCGCCGCCUGGCCUACGUCUUCCUCGAGGGCUUUUUGGAGACCAUGUUCCCACAGUACAAGUUCCCCGAGCUGUUCGUCAAGCUGCACUCGCGCUCGCCACGCAUGCGCGCCUUCCAGCAGAAAGUCCGCAGCCUGCAGAAGAGGUGACAGAUCCGAGCGCAGCCACCGGGAUGCGCAACUCGCCGAACGGGAGGGACCGGCCCACAGUGAGGCCGGAGCGCGGGCCAGGGCAGGGGGGGCGGUGUGUGUGUGUGGGUGGGUGUGCAGUACGUACGCUUGCGUGGGUGUGUGUGUGUUUGUGAGUGUGUGUGUGUGUGUGUGUACUGUUUGGGAACCUGCUUGGAUUGUACGGCCCCCCGCCGCCUUCUCCUCCUGGCCCUCCCUAAAAUCUUCCCUGUUCUCAAUAGAAGCACUGUUGUAUCGAUGCAUAGAGGAGGAGGCUGUAGCAUAGAGGAUCCAUGUUUUUAUAGCAUUGUGGAGCGUCCAUUCAAACACCUACACGUCUAAAAGUACCACUAAGCAGAGACUGCAGUGCCUGACCUGUACCGUCAGCAUUCAGUAUUUUGUUUGUUUGUUCGUUUGUUCGUUUGUUUGUAUGUGUGUGUGUUCGUUUGUUUUCUUUUCUUUUUUUCUUCUUCUUUUUUGAUUUUUAACUUUUGGGAAGAAGUUGCAAUGUGGGACGAUUCCCUCUGGAACGUUGGAACGGUUGGCAGUGAUUAGCAUGUCCGCGGAAUAUAUGAAGAGGAUAUGUUAAAGGUGUUGAAGGUAAAGAGCGUCCUGAGGAAUAGAGCAUUAUACUGUAUGUAUGUUUUAAACACAACAAAAAAAAGACAAAAAGAGAAAGAUGAUGGACGGAGGGAGCGCUAACUGACACCCGUCACGUCGCUUCCACCCGCCAGAGAUUUCUAAGCUAAGAUUAAGAUCAAGAUUACGUUUUAAGGGGUCUGACAGGGUGGGUUUUAAUUGCACCGUACGUCACCAAAUGUUCUUUUACCUGCAUCCAUUUCUAUUCUACAUCUGAUGACACGUUUUUAAACAAUUUAGUAACAUACAGCUCUGGAAAAUAAAUAAAUAAGAGACCACUUAAAAAAAUGAUGAGUUUCUUAGAUUUUACCAAUUUUAAAACCUUAGGAUUGUUAAUCAAGAGAAAAAUGGAUGAUCACAAGUCAUCAAACCACCAAGCUGAACUGCUUGAAUGUUUAUCCAAAAGCAGUGUGUAAGACUGGUGGAGGAGAACAUGCCAAGAUGCAUACAAAAAAAAGGUUAUGCCACCAAAUAUUGAUUUCUGAACUUUUUAUUUUUCUGCAAACACAUGCUCUGAAUGACAAUAUUUUUUUUUAUUUGGAAUUUGGAGGAAAUGUUGUCUGAUUUUACUCAAACAUUUACCUAUAAAUAGCUAAAUCAAAGAAGAAACUGAUUCAGAAACUGAUUCUGAAGUGGUCUCUUCAUUUUGUCCAGAGCUGUAUAUGUAUCUAUAUAAAUUGCAGCACUGAAAUCACGAAGGCUUUAAAAGUUCACAAUUCUAUUAUCUCGCAGUCCUAUUGGUGGAAGGCACAGUGGGCGGAGCUGAGCGUCCAGGACACACCCCUCAUUAAGAGGUGCCUGUUUUCUUUUGGUUUGUUACUUUUUUGGUUUAUUGGUUUGUUUUAUUAUUUUUAUUUUAUGAUCUAAUCAGUCAGCAGUUCUGAUUUAUUUUGCAGUUAGAGUUAGGAGUUAUCCCAAAGGCUGAGGGAGGGCUAUGGUUUUCCAGAACGUUACAGUGUGAAAGUGUAAAGUGUAACUGUGUCUGAAACCGAAACCUGUCCACAGCGGGUCCUGGUAGGAAUAGAGGAAUAAGUUUUAGCAUCAGAGUAACAUGUGGGAGCCCAAUCAUACAAAAGUCCAAGAGAUGUGCUUUAAAGAAUGUACCUUGUCUCUCGUCCAGAUUGUUCUGUUUAUUUUCUAUUUUUAUUUUAUUUUAUCAUAUUUUUAAACUCAGUUCAGACACUGGGGUGUGUGUACACGUACACGUUCUGUGUGUUUUUUUUUUUUUUUUUAAUAAUAUAAAUACUAGUACACUAUUAGACAUGUGUAGCACUACGAUGCAACCCUGUUGGAGUGUGUCUGUGAGUGUGAGUGCCAGUGCCAGUUUAGAAGAUCAGCCUUAAUUCUGCGACCAAGAGACGUAUGAGAGGUGUGUGUGUGUGGGUGUGUUAGUGAAUAAGAGAGAAAGAGAGAGAGUGUGUGUUUGUAUGUGAAAGAGAGAGAGAGAGAGAGAGAGAGAGAGAGAGAGAGAAAGUGUGUGCUAUAAGUAAGUAGCUUCUCUUAAUAAAAAAAAAAAAUAAACAAAAUAAAUAAAAUACAGUACAGGCCAAAAAUUUGGACACACCUUCUCUUUUUCAAUGCGUUUUCUUUAUUUUCAUGACUAAUAUUUGCAUUGUAGAUUCUCACUGAAGCAUCAAAACUCUGAAUGAACACGUGGAAAAAUGGCGAAAUAACUAAAAAAAAAAAAUUAUAUUCUAGUUUCUUUAAAAUAGAAAAUAGCCCCCCUUUGCUCUGAUUACUGCUUUGCACACUCUUGGCAUCAUUCUCUCAAUGAGCUUCUUUUAAGAGGUGGCCACCUGAAAUGUAAAAAGUUUUCCAACAGUCUUAAAGGAAGGAAGGAGUUCCCAGAGGUGUUUAUUAGCACUUGUUGCCCCUUUGCCUUCUUCACUCUGUGCUCCAUCUGGAUUGGGUUCAGGUCCGGUGACUGUGGAGGUUCAGCUCAUUAUUUAUUAAGUACAUAAAACUCCACAUGUGUUCAUUCAUAGUUUUGAUGCUUCAGUGAGAAUCUACAAUGUAAAUAUCAGUCAUGAAAAUAAAUAAAGAAAACGCAUUGAAUGAAAAUGGGAAGGCGUGUCCAAACUUUUGGACUUUUGACACACACAUAAUAUUAAAGCUAUCCAAACACUUAAACCUAAACACACUUUUUUUUUGUUUGUUUGUUUUUAAUUUUGAGAGAAUAUGUUCGCUCAAUUCUGUGCAAUAUUUUUAGCUUUCUUUAUAAUUCUAGCAUGUUUUGAAUAAUAAUUGUAUUCGGAGGUGUUUGAGAGUGAGGAAGAGGAGGAGGAGGAGGUGGUGAUGAUGAUGAAAUAAUCCAAAAAUACCCAAAACAACCUACAUUCCGUUGUUGUAAGUCACUCAUCUUAUAUAAGGACUUGUUUUAUAAGUCUGAUUUUUUUUUUUUUUUUUUUUGUUAUUUUUAAUUUGUCUUAUUCCCAGUGAACAAAGUGUUUCCUUCACCAUGGAUGUCAUUCAUCCAUGCAUGGCUUACUCGCUCCUCGAGAAGGAGAAGGAUUAUUAUAUUGAAUCAGUACGGAUCGAUCACUACAUGUAAAGCAGCCCCUGUACUGGCUGGUGAGGCCUGGCUUUGGGUUGGAUUUGGGUUUACUUGGGUUUACACCGAAUGUUUUAUAUAUUUGGCAGCCAAAAUUAUUUGCACUUGCGGUAUUUUAAUACAUUCUAAUAAAAUCAGGACAAAAAUACAUUUAGGCUAUUUCAUUAAUAAAGUGAUUAAAAAAAAUGUAAUAAGGUAAUAUGCCUGAUUGGUGUGGCACAGUGAGCUACCAAAUUGUGUAAGAGACUCCGGUUCAAUUCCCGUUCUGGGUGACUAAAUGCUGUGCUUCACCAGUAAUAGAAAUAACCUUGUAAAUCGCUCUGGAUUAGAUUGUCAGCUAAAUUCUAAAAAAAAAUAAUAAUAAUAAUUAAAAGUAAAUUUAAAAUGUAACCUGUGUUCGAUAUGCAGUAUUCAUCUUUCAGCCAAAUGUUUCAUUUUAAUCGGUUUAUGUAGGGCUGGCCUGAACAGCAUUUUACAGCAGUUUCAAACAAUAGUCAUUGGUUUUUCAUUUGUUUCAUGUAUCUGAGGAGUGUUUUCACAUCUGUCUAGUUUUUUUAUCCAGUUGGAAUUAGUUAACAAGUUAACAUAUUUUAAGUAUUUUCGUCUUGGUUUGGUUUGUUUUCACACAAGAGAAAAAUUCUAAAAUCAUAUCAUAAAUCAUGUAAGGACACUGUCUCUCAUUGAACAGUAAGAAGGUCCUGUGUUCUGGAUUAGUGCAGUUUUUUUUUUUUCACAGCUGUAGUAAUCACUGUAGUAAUCACCUGGCUAAUAAAAACUGGAUUAAACUGGCAACAGGAGCCAUUUAGCUCAAAUGUAGUUGGGUAUGAUCACAUUUUCACCUCAAAUGAACCGUUUUAGAGAAUUAAAAAAAAAAAAAAAUUGGGGGGGGGGGGACCAGAGCGAGACCACUUUCUCUUACUUUCUCUCAAGAGGUCUCAGUGCAAAUGUUUUUGGUCCACAUUUUGCAUGUACUUUCUUAACACCUGUUGAAACUAAUUACACAAAACAAGUGUGAAUUCAAAACUGAAAAACUGAAAAGUACAGGUGUGAAAACACGCUAAGAUCUUGUUUCUAAAACCACACUUCCACACUUAAAACAGUAUUUACUUGUUAUUAAGAGUUCACCAGUAAAGUGUUUUUGUGGCUAUUCUGGUCUUUUUUUUAAAAGUCAUAAACAAAGUCAAAUUCUUUUUUAAGUUAUUUUAAGAGAGAGGCACAUUUCUGAUACUUUCAAUUAGCAAAAUAGCUGACUUUUGUGUUCACUGCUCUUUCAAGAUCUAUCUAAAGAUCAUUCUAAAUCAUUCUUUCCUCCACUGGUGAUGGUCUAAAGUGCUGCCACUUUAUAUCAGUAUAUGGCACUCUUUCUUUCCCCUCAUCACUCUUAGGGUGAUGUGGAUCAGCGCAAGGCUGCGUCUGUGAGCUGCUGUAUCAGAAACGAGUCCUCCGAGCGUUAACGCUGUGCUGCUACUCCGCAAUGCUGCAUCAGCAGCAGCUCAAAAAGAGGAGGAGUCUGACUUCACAUGUGUCGGAGGAGGCGUGUGCUGGUCUUCUUAACCCUCCUGGUGUUGGGGAACUAGUAAUAGUGCCAAAAAACAUCUGAUAGAUGGACUAAACAUUUGAUCACAAUAAGUAAAAGUCAUGGGUAAAUUAGUGAAAUAAAGUGUCUGUGAAUCACGGAAUUCAACUGUGUAUAAAUUAAUCUCAAAAAAGCAGUGCAUGCAAGAGCUGUGUAUUAAAAAAUACAAAGAAAUUAGUUCAUUAAUGAUUAAUAUGUCCAGGAGCCGCAACAGUAUAACAUUUUAGACUGGUGAAAGUGAAGGUGCAAAUGAACGGAAAUCAGCUGCGUGUUUUCUACAUAAUUUAGUAUUUCCUUGGUUUUCUUUCUUAGUUUUAUUGGAAAUUUGGAAAGUAGUGGUUUAUUAUAUUCUGAAAACAUGAAAUUUUAGAAAAACCUAAUGAAGAAACUUGCUGAGUACCAUCUUACCGAAUUAAUUCUAUAGAGUAUUGAAACUAUUCAGGCCAGCCCUAAACUAAUACAGUUCUUAUUAUAAGUUAUUAGACUUCUAGAGGAUAUUCCCAUCCGUAGAGCAAAGUCAACAUAAAGAUGAUCUCUGGGACGCUGGUCUGGAAAAUCUGAUAAAUAAAAAUUUUGAACUAGAUAGCACUUAGUGUAUCUCCUUCAACUGAGGGUUUCGUAAAGAGUUCGUCUGAUCGAAUUAUCGUCCCGCAUGCUUUGACACUGUGUGGCUAUCAUUUGCAGCACCAAGCGGUUUCGACCACUCCUGAUUGGUCUGUAAGUGGCUUGAGUCUGCUCCGACUGGCUAUUAAUCAGCUGCAGCCUUCUGUGAUUGGUUAAAGUGAUGCUACAGUGCACCGGCAUAAGCUUUAACCACCUCUCUUACUGAACAACGCACUCCGACUGUAACCUUUAAACUCAGUAAACGGUUCUCUGUGAUGCAGGACUGCUCGUUUCUGUUAUUUCUAUGUUUUUUGUUGUUUGUUUGUUUUUUUAAUCCCUGUACGUAUGAAUCUAUGAUAAUUCAUUGUGCAUAUCAGUGUACAGUAUGUGUCAACAGUGUGCCUAAAUGUACUGUCAAUUAUAUUUUCUUAUUUUCUUUAACAAACAAACGAGGAAAAGAAAAGAAAUCAAGCCGAAUGUCAUGGUCAACCUCAAUAGACUGAAGAAGGACUCUCAAAUGGGUUUUGAGUCUUUGCGUCUUGCUUCUAAGAUCUUCAUUUCGAGCAGCAGAACUGAGUAUAACACUAAUAAAACUUUAACUCUGACUAACUCA